AAGGAAGACAAAAUAAAUAUCAAGUUUGAUGCCUGUGAAAAGAGGUUCCCGCACCAGGGGUGGUGCUGUAGCCCGCAAGAGAAACUACGACGACGAUUACAGCUACGGGCCCAGUUCCCGCGGAAAGAAGAGGGAGAUCUCUUCCAUUUCCCUAGACUAUGGCGACCGCGAGGAAGAGCCAGAGCCCCCGAUUGACGAAGAAGCAGCGGAAAAAGUAGCCAUUUCAUAUUUGAAGGGGUUGGGACGAACGAGAGCGGAUGGUUCGCAGUACAGUGUGACGUUAUGCCUUUCCCCCGCAGAGAUGCGCGCGGUGGAUAUAGCCCAGGUCGUGGCAGAGAUGGAAGUCCGGUGGCGAAUGAUGGAUGAAAGCCUGAAUCUGCUCGUGAUAGACCAGUUUGCCAUCUUGCACAGCGAAGACGCCCAGGCAUUGGCAGCCGCUGCAGGUUUUGUGGCGUACAAGCUCUUCCGGUGCCAGAAGCGCGGCUACCCUCCAGAUGUGGAAAAGUUCCACGGCUAUACUUUGAAUCAGAUGGUGGGGACAGAUUUCCUAGCGGAACAAAUGACCAGUUUGGAAAGGGCGGCGGUAAAAUACGGGGUUUCGCUCAAUUACUCCAGGCUCGCCUCUGGUUUCAACUUCAGCCCCUUCACCAAGGUGGUGAUUCAAGGUAGCUUGCGUAAUACAGUGAACUUCCUCGUAGUGUUUAUGGAGCUCCAGCUGAAACACAGGACCGAGCAUGGCACCAAGAGCUUGUACAAGAGCCCCAUGGUGCAUGCACCUAUUAUCGGUACUUAUGGGAAUCCGUUUACGUACUCCACACAGGACGCCAACACCACUAUUCUUCAGGAAAACAUCAGGGAAAUUCUCGAGUACGCCACACCACGUGAGGAGGAAGACGACUCUACUCCUGCGGAAGUCUUGGCCCGGCGCAUCAACCACCUCCUAUCGCACGACCUCUCCUCCAACGACCCCGACUUGAGGCAGCAGUUCAUGAAGUUCAACAUAGACAUUCAUCUUGACAUCGUGGGGUUGAUCAUCGGGAAGAACGGGGCGAAUAUCAACGAAGUACGGAAACAGUCCAACUGCCAGUUAAAGGUUAUGGACAGCUUCACCAACCACUACGCUAACGACAGGGUCACUUAUGAAAAGAACCAGAAAAUGGCAAACAGCCACAGGCAAAUCCAGGUCAGUGGGAAGUAUGACAACGUUCGGGUAGCGCUCUAUAAGUUGCUUGAAUUGAUCCACAAUGAGUUAUAGCCUUGCGAGGCGAUUGAAACAGGGAAGGGCUUCGACCUUGUAUGAGAAAUUUGAUACGGUAAGACAUUGAGUCUGCAUAUAAAAGUACUUAGAGAUUAAAUUGCUAGGC
Babjeviella inositovora NRRL Y-12698 is the source of this 1364-nucleotide messenger RNA. Its product is annotated as KH domain-containing protein. NCBI's taxonomy places the organism in Eukaryota, Fungi, Ascomycota, Pichiomycetes, Serinales. Gene Ontology annotation, molecular function: RNA binding. The record is from RefSeq and is a predicted model, not a curated record. Bases 29 to 1255 code for a protein of 408 amino acids. The transcript has a single exon.